Prosopis cineraria is the source of this 1843-nucleotide messenger RNA. RefSeq names its product disease resistance protein LAZ5-like. The transcript is spliced from 5 exons. NCBI's taxonomy places the organism in Eukaryota, Viridiplantae, Streptophyta, Magnoliopsida, Fabales, Fabaceae. Bases 264 to 1493 code for a protein of 409 amino acids. Gene Ontology annotation, biological process: signal transduction. The record is from RefSeq and is a predicted model, not a curated record.
CUAUUUUCCUCGCCUUGUCUUGUUAUCUUUGUCAGAUCUGCUUCCAUGUUUUUUCUUCAGUUCUCACAUUCUUCUCACAGUUCAUGCUUUAUGGAGAACGCUCGAGGGUUCAUCAGCUCAUCUGCCAGGAAAUUAUCCUUCUGCAGCCCAGCAAGCUGCCUAUGAAUUUUCCUCUUGGUCAACCCUCCUAUCGAAACGCCCUCCAAACAAAACAAUCUUGGAAAAUGAACUGAACCUAUUGUUAAUUAGCAAGACUUGCCCACAUGAAAUCAUCACCAUCAUCGGCCUCAUCAUCUUCAUCUUCGUAUGAUUCCCUGUACUUCUCGGCCACACCUAGCCCUAGUACCAGAGAAUACACUCAUGGAGAAGAAGACGCUACCCUCAUGGAACCACCAUCACCUCCACCAGCACCGUCGUCAUCUUCAUCAUCUUUUUCUUCCCAGCCCUCCUCCCUCGACCCUAGCUCUAGUACCAGAUCAGAAAAAACUCAUGACGGCGGGUUCAUUAUCUUCAGAGAAGAAGACAUCCGGAUGAAACCGUCGUCGUCGUCGUCGUCGUCAGCAUCGGCAUCAUCUUGUUCAUGUUCAUCUUCCCAGCCUUCCUCCUCCAACCCUAGCCCUAGCAUCGGAGAAAAUACUCACGACGUGUUCAUCAGCUUCAGAGGAGAAGACACCCGCCACGGUUUCGUCAGCCAUCUCCAUUCCGCUUUGAGAAGGAACGAUGUCAGAACCUACAUGGACUGCGAUUUGGAGAGAGGGAACGAAAUAUCUUCCACGCUGUUAAGAGCAAUAGAGCAAUCCAAGAUCUCACUCGUCGUCUUCUCCAAGAACUAUGCCUCCUCAAGGUGGACUUUGGAUGAACUGGUGAAGAUAAUGAAGUGCAGGAAAACAUGGGGACAACUCGUGCUCCCCAUUUUCUACAGAAUCACUCCUUCAGAGGUAAGAAAGACAAGGAGUUUCUCAAAUGUUUUUAAUAAACACAAGAACCUGUUUAAGUCAAACAUGAACGAGACAGCGCAACAGUGGACGAACGCCAUGAAAGAAGCAGCCGAUCUGGCUGGUUGGGAAAGCUCCACUUAUAGAACGGAAUCUGAGCUUGUGGAGGUUAUAGCUAUUGAGGUGAUGAGAAAACUAGAAUCUAUGAGGCAGGGAAGUGAAGGAGCGGCCCAAAUUUCAACCGAACCAGAAGCCGCCGGUCCUUCGUCGCAGAAUUGCUCACCCGACGAGCCUAAUUCCGGCGGCCUACAUGAUGAUGAGCAUACGCCUCUAGAUUCUUCUCCCACCAAAUGCCUAUCACAUGGGACUAUUAAUUUUCUGGGCUUUCUGGGGGUCAAGACAUUGGAAGUUUUGUGGCGGAAGGACCACGAGAGGUUGAUCCUGAGAGCCAGGAGACCUGAUCAAACACCAAGCUUGGAUACUUCCAGGUCCUAUGUGUACAGGAACCGGUAUGUACCCAAACAACAGCAUACAUGGUGGGGAAUCCAGCAACAAUAGGCACAAGCGCAUACAACAGUAGCCUUGGUUUAAUUUCCUCAUCUUCUUCAAUUGCUGAAAGCAACCUUCUAUACCAUUGACAUGGCUCAGCUCAAGCCAUUUCAAUGAUCUCAAAUGCUGCGUUGCAUAUUCCAAGCAUUCAGCAACCACCUCCAAUGCUCUCCUCUUUCUCUAUAGUCUAUAGCAAUCAUGUCACUUGUGGCAAUUUUGCUAGACUCAGCGCAGAUAGUGCUUGAUAUAAUGUUUGGAAGAAUCAAGUUUUUCUGGAAUUAAUGUAUUGUUUGAUUAAUUCCGACGUUAGAGUUGGCGAUGAAUAUAAUUUGAUACUACCUUGAAACUGUUUAUAGUAA